UGCGCUUGCGCGUGGGAAAUUUUGAAUUUGGGAGCGGUUAGGAGGCCUGAACAACAACAAGGAUGCCUUUAUUCUUAUGACAGCGAGAAAAGGUGCCUUUUAUUGUCCUUUUGGGAUUUAGUCUUUGAUUUAUUGGUGAGAAAGGUAAUACGGGCUUAUGAUAAUAACUGGAUUUGUUUGGAAUUGGACGGAAUGAAGAGAAGCAUAACUGCCAAGACUCCAAAGCAAGCUUUGACACAUAGCAAACAAGCAAAUCUUUCUGCGUGGAAAGCAAGUGGCUUGCAGACAACUGGUUGCAAAAAUGGGCAGAAACUUACAAGGGAUGAACAGCAGACUGCCAGUGACAAUUCUGAUCAUAGGCAAGAUCCUCUUGAGGAAGCUCUAACCUAUUUAAAGAAAGCUAAAGAUCGCACUCCUCCAAAAAAUGAAGUUCUGCAGAAACACUUGGUGGCCAUGGAAAAGAUUGCCCAAGAGAGAGGCUUGGCACCAGAACAACUUGACAUCUUGCUGAAUAUAGCACUGAGUGGCAAGUUUGCUGAAGCGGUAAGCACGCGACUGUUGAAGAACUUGGUUCCUACAUCAGCGAUAAUGGAGGAUUCUGUCAUUUCAGCUGUGUCUUGGCUCUGUGUUGGCAAGUGUUCUCGAACCACCCAGGUAGUCUUUUUAAAAUGGCUAAUUGCAAUGUUUGACUUCAUUGAUCAAAAGGAGCAGAUGAAUGCCCUCUAUGGAUUCUUCUUCAACUUCCUACAAGAUGAGAAACUGUUUCCCUUUGCUUGUCAUGUGUUAUAUUUGCUAACCAGAAAAAAGAAUGUGAAGCCUUUUCGUGUGAGAAGACUCCUAGACCUGCAGGCCAAGAUUGGAGCAGAACCUCCUCUACAGGCUCUGCUGUCGCUGUAUAAGAACUUCUGUCCUGAGAUGGUCUCUGUAACUUUGUCCACAAACACCAAGAUACAGUUCAGGAACUCAGAGAACCUGUGGAAAAUGGCCAUCAGCAAUUUAAAACGGCGACUCUAUGGGGCACCGCUUACAUCCCAGCCAAAUCUAAUAGAUUCAGCUUGGCCCCAGUCCCGGAAGAGGAAGUGGAAUGCCAGGUUGGUCUUGCCUGUGUCCAGUGCCCACUCUAGCUGUUCACCAAGGAACCAAAAGACCAGUCUUAUUGAUCUCACUGGCCAAGGGGAUACCUUCCCUGUGGAGCAGCUGCAGACCUUCUCCCAGCUUCUGGAGAACAUCCACUGUUUAGAACUUCCUUCCCGGAUAGGCUCAGUGCUAGCAAAUCCUCUUUUGCUCCACUAUGUGAACUGUGUUUCGGACGACUCUGUCUACCGAAGGAUGUACUACUGGAUGGGCCAGACUCUCAGAGAAGAAUGCCCUUGGCAUAAAGUUGAGAACCAGCUAUUUGAAAAGGAAUUCAAGGACUUCUUGAGGAAAAUCUUUGAAGCAGAGUGUUUUUUGCAGGAAGGCUUCUCCUCCUGCGAGGAAUUCUUGUACAGGAGCCUCCCAUUCUGGGACGGCUGCUCCUGUCGGCCAGAGGUCCUGCAGCUGGUGAGCUGGAUCCCUCUCAGCACCUUCUCAGAAAUGAAGUUGUACCUCUUCAAGCCCCUGGCACAGCUUUUUUUCACAUCGUCCCUUUAUUUUAAGUGUAGUGUUCUUGAAUGCCUGAGGGAGCUGUUACUGAACUGGCUGAAUUGGCACAUCAUGCAGACAGACACGACAACAAAGUCAACUGCUGAUCUCUUGAACACCACCCUGUCUGGCUUGGUUAGCUCUGUGGCAGAUCUCAUCAGCUUCGUUGGUUGGCUCUCAACCAUUGCCCUGCGCUUGGAGAACAACUCCGCCUUCUUGAUGCACUUCAUCCUGGAUUUCUAUGAGAUAGUGAGUGACGUGUACCUGAUGUAUAACCUCCCCUUGGUUUUGAUGCCGCCUGCUGGAGUCUUUUAUACAGCACUUCUUAGCAUGGAUUCUGUCAAUUUGGACCAUCUCUGCUACAUUAUGUACAGGUACCGAACCAACUUGAUAGCCGCAAAACAAAAGCAGCAGUCUAAAAAGACAGUAUUACAGUUCAAGUUCAGCAGCAAGACCUGCCAAGAGUAUAACAAAUACCUUUUGGCCAUGGUUGGAUGUCUGUGGACUUCGAACGUGUUCCGAAAGGACUUCCACCAUCAGGGUAUUCGCAUGGACCCAGAAGUGCUAGAGAGGACCGGAAUGAAGGAAUACAGGAGAGGCUUCAGCAUUGUUUAUCACCCUGCCCUGACAGGCUACGCGAUGCUCUUUCUACAGGAGGCACAACCCGAAAACAGAACUCCAAACUUCCAAUUAAUUCAGGGGAGGAUGUGGGACUGGUACCUGGAAUAUCUCUACACCCAAGAGUUACAAGGCCUUAAAGUCUUCAUUGAAAGUAGCGUUCAACGCGCUUCCCAGUCCUCUCAAGCAGAACUGAGCAAGUGAAUGGAUGCAAUAGACUAAUUUUUCUUAUAGACCCUUCUGGUUACCCAAGCUUAAAUAUGGGAUGCUAGCAGACGCCCAUUUUGGAGAAGGGAGUGCUGAGUACUGAGAUCCUGUCGACUACCUGAGCAUAGGAGAGCAACAGUUGCUGGCCAGGAUGACUUGACGGUCCUGGCGAAGCUGAGCAUUCCACUUGCGGGAAAUGGCUAAAUAAAAACCUUCGCGCUCGAGACGGACACCUUGGCAGUCCAAUAACCACGGCUUCCUCUCCCUCAGAGGGGGAGAAAGAAAAAUGUUUUUCAGUAAUGAACUGUGACAGGGAGGGGGGACAGCAGUCAGAUUCAUAAGGAUUCUCAGGGUUGAGAAACUUCUUGACCUCACGAACACGAGUGGUGGCAUUGUUCUGAAGCUGGUGGACCGCCUUUAGUGGUGCUGAAACACACGCUUUAUUGAUGUCACAAAGCCCCCUGGCACUGUCAGAAUGGCUGACACUUUUCUUUGCUGGUUGCCAUGUACAUAAAUGUAUAGUAGAUAUUUAUGCAACACAGUGUACUCUGUAAUGUCUGUGCUCUCUUUCUUUUGUACUGGACAGAUUAGGCAGAAGGCAGGUUUUCCCAGUGUUGUGCCCUGCAAAGUAUUCCUGCAAAGCCUGAUUACGUCUCUCUCUGUGUGUCUGUUAAGCUACCCCAACUACCUUUUCAAGGUGUAAUUGGCAAUGGGAUCUGAAGAAAGCCUCCCUCUUUUCAUAAGCCUGAUUCUUAUCUUGGCCGCUGCGGAACAUCGAGGGUUAGAACUCUUGUACUGAAAACGGGGGGCUGACAUUGUCUCUCCAUAUCCUUAGCUUAGCAUGGGCUAGAACUUCCUGCUCCUUCAUCACCCCCAUAGUAAGCGAUGGAAACAGCCAAGAGGAUUUCAUAGCCUGUGCUAGUCCUCAUCUGCCAUAGACAUCAGUGAGGGCUGCUGCAGCAGUUCAUGUCCAGGGCAGCAGAUGUCAAACACAGAAGAUGCUCCAGUCCCAAAACUACAGCUGUCUGAAUGAACCCUGCUCUUAUAUUUAUGUUGUUUUUUUCUGGGUAAGUUUUCUGCGCUGUGGUUUUCGCUGAAUUGUGCACAAACAAGAGGGACGCACUGGUGUCUGCUAGAAAAUUUGCAUUGCAGAGAAUACUGUCUUUUCUGUACAAAGUGCUUUCGGCUUCCACAAUGGGGAUGUUUCAAACUGCUGGCAGUGUUGUGAAGAUCCCUGUCUUCAUCGAGGCGGAGUGUACGUCUCCCCCCCCCCCUUGCCCUUUGUGUCCUCUUCCUUAUCGCUUGCCUCCUCCUCUUGGUGCCUUCUACAAAUAUUUCCAGCAGAUAGGUUCAAAAUAAACAAGUGUGUCUUUGUCCCGA
Heteronotia binoei (common prickly gecko) is the source of this 3828-nucleotide messenger RNA. It is a transcript of the gene CENPI, whose product is annotated as centromere protein I. Gene Ontology annotation, cellular component: kinetochore. Bases 193 to 2445 code for a protein of 750 amino acids. The transcript has 21 exons. The record is from RefSeq and is a predicted model, not a curated record. NCBI's taxonomy places the organism in Eukaryota, Metazoa, Chordata, Lepidosauria, Squamata, Gekkonidae.